Messenger RNA from Plasmopara halstedii, 751 nucleotides. RefSeq lists its product as uncharacterized. Lineage: Eukaryota; Oomycota; Peronosporomycetes; Peronosporales; Peronosporaceae. The record is from RefSeq and is a predicted model, not a curated record. The transcript has a single exon. Bases 88 to 324 code for a protein of 78 amino acids.
AGGCACGCAAGGAGCUUAUGCAGGUGCAGUGCGGAGUGAACGCAUGCACUGAGCUCACGUGCCAGAACAGACAUUUAUUUAAUCGCAAUGAAUGUAGUCGCGAAAAUAUUGUUUUUGUUUGGUGUUCUUGUCUUUGGUGCAGGGUGUGAGGACCUUAUGGUCGAAGUCGAAGAUGGCGGAGGGAUAUGUGCUACAGUGGGUGACUCGAAAAAAAUCACUUUGAAAACAGACCACUUACCUGUAAUUCACGCCUCGUACAUUUCAAACUUCUCAAGCGAUAUCAUGCUUGGCAAUUGUGUACAUUCGAUAAGCUACUUUCAGUGAUAACAGUAUAAAAAAGAAGCACUUGCAGCGAUGCUGUUAAACAAAACCUACUAGCAACAAAAUCUUGGUAUCAAAUGGCUAAACAAACUGAUGCCAUACAUUUGAUUAUCUUAUGAUUGUGCUUGACUUGCGCCAUGCAAGCACGAACCUCGGCACCAGGCAUUGAUACAGCCAUAGACAUGUGAAACGCAUUGGAAGGAAAACAAUUUUAGUGCUUACAAAAGCUGCUAAGCUCACCUUUGUUCCUAUCAACAUUCGAGAAAACAGUUGGACUAUUACUAACUAUUGCAGUUUUUGAAGUUCGGUUGUAAUUAAGAUGAUGGGUGAUCUUAAUAAGAGCGAUAAAUUUCGCAACACGCAUAAUAAUGUUGAGUUCUGAUCUUCAAUGCUCACCUAUUGCACAUUUGCGAAGGAUGUUGUGACUCUC